This is a messenger RNA of Bacidia gigantensis, 2652 nucleotides long. RefSeq lists its product as uncharacterized. The coding region runs from base 1 to 2652 and encodes 883 amino acids. NCBI's taxonomy places the organism in Eukaryota, Fungi, Ascomycota, Lecanoromycetes, Lecanorales, Ramalinaceae. The record is from RefSeq and is a predicted model, not a curated record. The transcript has 2 exons. Gene Ontology annotation, molecular function: protein binding; ADP binding.
AUGGCUGCUUCAUCUGGGAACACCUACCACGACAUCCAUAUCAGCGGCAACGCUAGAGUGCUGCUGGGAAACACGAUCGAUGUUCCAGAGUCCGCCCUCGCUACCCGCGCCGACUUUGUGGGUCAAUAUGCCAACUCGUCGCUUCGACCAGUCUCGAAUUACAUCCUUCGACCGGAGCUCCAUCGCAAAAUCAAAGAGCAACUACAUGAUCACAGCAUUGAUGAAGAGGAUACCACACGAAUACUGGUGGUCUGGGGGCUCGGAGGAUCAGGCAAAUCACAACUAGUGCUCAACUACAUCGACAAGUAUAAGCAAGACUACACCGGGGUAUUUUGGGUCGAAGCUGGAUCGAAAGAGACACUUGAGCGUGACUACAUUCAGAUAUAUCAACUACUCUAUGGUCGCCUGACCGCUGCGGAUCAGGGGACCGUAAAGGUGGAGGAUGCGGUGCUAGGGGUUAAGCGAUGGUUCCAGGGACGGCAAGGGCGGUGGCUACUAGUACUGGAUAGUGCGGACACGAUCGAUGACAGUCAAGAUAAAGAGUUCAUCGACUUGCAUUAUUUCUUGCCCGAGGCGCGGAGUCUACAUAUAAUAAUCACAUCCCGGAGCUCGACAGUCAAAGAAAUCACAAGAUUGGAUGCUAUAUAUGUAGCGGAGAUGGCCUCUUCGGAAGCCAUCGAGCUUUUCCAAGUAUCAGCGAAGAUGUUGAAGGCAAAUGUGAGUGAGGUACAGGAGAUCAGCAAGAUAGUUGAAGAGUUAGGGUACUUUGCCUUAGCUAUUACUCUGGCUGGGUCGUACGUGUCGGUGACUCCACGCUUGUCAUCUGACAUAAGAGAUUACCUCCCCGAGUAUCGGCAAAGACGGAAAGAGCUGCUUCAGCGACGGCCCGAACAACAUAUACAUCGCUAUGGUGAAAGUGUACUAGGUACGUGGGAAGUAUCAUUUGAAGCUAUUCAAAACCGGAACCCAGUAGCCACCCGGCUGCUAAGUCUUCUGGCUUUUAUAAGCUUUGAAGAUAUCCAAAUGAGUCUCUUUACUAUUUCUACUGGUGAUUUUCGGGACGCUGCAAGCGAAGUGAAUGACAUAGGGUCUGUCAACGUGACGUGGCGAUCAUACCUUUUCGGCGAAAAACAGCAAACAGUUUUUGAGCUCGAGUCAGCUUUCGAAAUAUUGCGGAACUAUUCUCUAAUUCAGUGGAGACCAGAUCAGGGAAGCUACGCCAUGCACAAGCUUGUACAUGCUUGGGGUCAAGAUCGACUGCAAGUGGACAGGCAGAGGCAAGUGAGUGACCUUGGCCUUGCACUCAUUGCGGAUGGUUCGUGCCAGAGUAAUGUCGACCAUAGCUACAAGCUUCGUAUGGUGCCACACAUUAUGGCGAGCUUUGGUACUUGUUCUCAACUGUUUGAACCUCUUGGAGAGAAUACUAAGGGGGUACUCGCCGUCCUUGAAAGGCUAAGGCUAUUUCUGGAUACCAUUGGUAAAUGGUCAGAGGCGUAUCAGAUAAUGGCGUUCCAUUUGAAACAUGUGGGGACGAUUUUCGGUAAAGAACACCUGAAAACGCUAGACAGUAUGCAAGAAAUGGCAGAUUUACUCAUGAAAGAAAGCAAGCAUAUAGAGGCCGAGCAGAUGGCUCGAACAACGUUAGAAUUGAGAAAGAAGGUGUCAGGGGAAAUGCAUUCGGACACAUUGAAUUGUAUGCUCCUUUUAGGGAUUAUAUUGAAUCGACGAGGCAAAUACUUGGACACAGAGCACUUGUAUCGCCAUGGGUUAGCCUUGAGCGAAGCAGCUUUAGGCAAGGAGCAUAUCUGUACGCUGAGAUACCUGCGCAGUCUGGGAGAGGCAUUGAGCGGGCAAGGCAAGUAUACUGAGGCUGAGGACACCUUUCGUCGAGUACUAGCGUCAAGCACAUGUGUUUCAAGUGGUGAGCAUCAUCUUACGAAAUCUGGUCUGGCAAUGGUGUUGCGUGAUCAACGUAACUAUACCGAGGUCGAGGAUCUGGCUCGUCAAGUAGUAGCAUCGAGUGAAAGAGAGUUUGGCAAAACGCAUCCCAAUACGCUGGGAUACAUGAACAAUCUGGUAGUAAUUUUGACGGAGCAAGGAAGGCAUCUUGAGGCAGAAAAAUUGAUCUUUCAGGUGCUAGCAUUGACUGAAACAGUGCUUGGUCCAGAGCAUGACCACACGCUAAUUUGCAAGCGCAAUCUGGUUAGGAUAUACACUGAUACAGGACGCGGGAAUGAAGCUGAAAAGCUAGCUACAUCAAUAGUAGAAGCAAGUAUGAGGGUCUUGGGCGACGAGCAUCCAUCUACAUUAUCAAGCAAAGCCGAUUUAUCUACUAUUUAUGAGGGCCAAAGACGCUAUAGGGAGGUUGACGAACUCAGGCUAAAUGUCAUGGAAGCGUCACGGAAGGUUCUGGGCGAGGAGCAUCCUGAAACGUUGACUUACGUCGAAAACGUAGCUCUCACAUUGAUGUCGCAAGGCAGCAGCGAAGAAGCUAUCUCAUUGCAGAGACAUUGCUUCGAGCUAAGGCUGAAGGUCCAAGGGCAAGAGCAUUUCGAAACAAAACGUUCUCUUGAGAGACUACAAAGUUGGGAGAAGGAGCUUGAAUUGUCGGGUUCCCAGGGACAUAAUCCGGAUCUUUGCAGGUCAAAGUGA